Messenger RNA from Rubroshorea leprosula, 1257 nucleotides. The record is from the annotation of a GenBank genome assembly. NCBI's taxonomy places the organism in Eukaryota, Viridiplantae, Streptophyta, Magnoliopsida, Malvales, Dipterocarpaceae.
ACACCCGUGUGUGGCAAUCGUCCGAUUGUAUUGUCCUGCAAGCAAAACCACACAUAUUUGCACGGGGAAUUCGGAGAUUUCCUUGUCAAGGAGAUAGAUUAUGACAUGGAAGAACUAUUGUUAGAGAAUGUUAAUUCGCACAAGAAUUACUGUUCCAUUCCUCAAAAGUUCUGGAACCUUGAGGGAAUUCCGAUUACCAGAGAUCAUAUCCAUGUUGGUUGGAACUCUCACCAACCUAAUUAUAUCUAUUUCGUACAAUGCAAUAAGCAGAUAAACUCCUCUCUAUGUGUUGACGCCUCUCCUUGCAAGAGCAAGAACAAGAGCAAAACCAGCUCCUCUGCUUUAGGUACCUACUUGUAUGCUUUGGGUAGUGAUACAUUGGCCAAGGAUUUUGAUGAGUCGUGCAGUGUCAUAGCCCAGGCUCCUGUUACUUAUCCAAGCAUCAAAGGCCGGUCCAUUGUUGAUAUUCUCAGGCAGCUGUCAUCAAUGGGACCACGGCAUCUGUGGUACAGAUCAGCGUUGCCCUGUAUGAAACCUUCAUUGCUAAUCAGCAUUGUGUCUCUCACAGCUGCACAAGGUACAUUGUGUCUCUCACAGCUGCACGAGGCAGAUGUUUAUAGUUUUGGAAUGCUAUUGAUGGAAAUGGUGGGGAGGAGGAAGAAUUUAAAUGAACGAGUGGAGCAAUCAAGUCAGAUAUACUUCCCCACUUGGAUUUAUAAGCAGCUUGAUAGAGGAGAGGAUAUGAUGUUGAAUGAAGUCACAGAGGGUGAAAAAAAACUUGUAAGGAGGAUGAUCAUGGUUGCUUUGUGGUGCAUACAAAUGAAUCCUACCAAUCGCCCUUCAAUGAGCAAGGCAUUGGAGGUGCUAGAAGGCGAAGUUGAACUCCUUGAAAUGCCUCCAAAGCCUUUUGUAUUUUUUGAUAAUGAUCCUCCCAGUACAAAUUUAGUAGAGGAGAUCUUCAAAUCCCUUGAUUCUAUGACUUCAAAUACUUAGAAUUUCAAAGUACUAUUGUAAUUCAUGAAACACUAGUGUUCUUUACGCUCUGUUCAUUUCUCAAUCCUAGCUUGUUUGUAUUAAUGAACCAUUUAAAUCUGUUGCUUCUGAUGAGGGAAUGACAUUUGCAUUGUAACUAAAUGUUAGUGCUUUGGCCAUGUUUGGUGAUUGUAGUUCUUAGAAACAAGGAACGAUGUCUUGUAGUGUUCAAAAAGUGUAAAGAUCAGUUGGUAAAACUGAUUCCAAUCAACAUGAAAGUCAAAA